Messenger RNA from Lottia gigantea (owl limpet), 1224 nucleotides. RefSeq lists its product as hypothetical. The coding region runs from base 1 to 1224 and encodes 407 amino acids. The record is from RefSeq and is a predicted model, not a curated record. The transcript has 6 exons. Lineage: Eukaryota; Metazoa; Mollusca; Gastropoda; Lottiidae. Gene Ontology annotation, cellular component: membrane. Gene Ontology annotation, molecular function: carboxylic ester hydrolase activity.
AUGGGCUGCUUUACCUUUAAAUGCUGUUUUAUCAUAACACCUAUUAUAUUGGUUGGGAUCUCUUAUUGGUUGUAUCAACCUUUACCCGAGGGUUUGAAGGAAAAAUGGACAGCUCACCGAAUUCAAGCUAUAAUGAAAUUAUUGAAUUUUUAUGUAAAGGUUAAGCAUGUGUUGGGCUAUGGAACUAAAGUUGAAAUUCUGAGGGCAUUUCAACAGAGCUUAAUGUCUGGAACUCCACAAGAAGACAAUUUCACCAUUACAGAAGAAUACAUUGGUAAAAUCCCUGUUAUGAUAUUUCGACCACACUCUGUACCAAGUAAAUCACCAGCUAUAGUAUAUUUUCAUGGUGGAGGAUGGGCUCUUUGUUCUUCAGCUAUAAUGGCAGGAGGCAUAGCUGAUAUUGCUAAAUGGAUGAAUGUCGUAGUAAUAUCUAUAGACUAUAGAUUAAGUCCAGAACACCCAUUUCCGGCAGCGUUCGAUGAUUGUGUUACUGCAACUGUUCAUGUUUUACAAAAUGGAGAUAAAUAUGGGAUUGAUUCAAGCAAUGUUGGAGUCGCUGGUGACAGCUCUGGUGGAAAUUUGGCUGCAGCAGUAGCAUUGCGCCUUGCUAAUGAACAGCCAAACAGACUUCCUAAGUUAAAGUGUCAAAUUUUAAUAUAUCCGGCUUUACAAGCUUUGGAUUUAAGACUUCCUUCUUAUGUAUCUAACGAUGUAUUUGAAUCGUUUCCACGCAUAGACUUCAUCGGGUAUAUUUUAUAUUAUUUGGGAAUGGAAGAUACCGAGGAAAAUAUAGAAAUUCUAUCAACAAAUAAUCACGUAACACCAGGUUUAAAGAAGUCUGAAUUUGUUAAGUUUAUAGAUCAAAAUCUGUUACCACCGAAUGCAAGGCGAACUAUACCAACGAUACCGGAAAGCGACAAUAAAACAUUUGCCAAGCGAUUAGAACCAUUACUUAUAAAUCCUUACAUUUUUCCACUAAUGGCAAAGGAUCUUUCCAAAGUACCCCCAGCAUUUAUAGUGACAUGCCAGUUUGAUAUGUUAAGUGAUGAAGGAAGAAUGUAUGCUGAACGACUGAGAAGAUCUGGUGUUGAUGUCAUCGCCCGCCAUAUUGAGGGAUAUGGACAUGGGUUCUUUACCCGUUUUAGCAAGUCUUAUAGUAGAAGUGGAGCUAUGGUUGAAACUUUAGAACAAUUGGAAAGAAAUCGGCAUAAAUAUUUUCAAUGA